UUGAAGCACCGCAGGUAAAGAUAAGCCAAAAUUCAAACCCCAUGGAGGCCACACAGGAGUUCAUUUACCGAUCGAAACUUCCCGACAUCAACAUCCCGAGUCAUCUCCCAUUACAUUCGUAUUGCUUCCAGCACAUAUCCAAAUUCAGCUCCAAUCCAUGCCUCAUCAACGCCGGCAAUGGCAACAUCUACACUUACGCUGAUGUCCAUCUCACCGCACGUAAAGUGGCUGCCGGCCUUAACAGGCUAGGCAUCCGACAAGGUGAUGCUAUCAUGCUUUUACUCCAAAACUGCCCGGAAUUUGUCUUCUCAUUUCUCGGCGCCUCUUAUCUCGGUGCAACUAGCACGACGGCGAACCCCUUUUACACGCCGGCCGAGAUUGAGAAGCAAGCCACUGCAUCAAGCGCUAGAAUUAUAAUCACUCAAGCUUGUUUUGCCGAGAAAGUGAAGAAAUUCGCUGAAGAAAACGAUGUGAAAAUCAUCUGCAUUGACGAGCCGGUGGCGGGUUGUUUGCAUUUUUCGGAGUUGUCACAGGCCGACGAGAAUGACAUCCCGGAUGUUAACAUCAGCCCCGACGAUGUUGUCGCGCUGCCUUAUUCAUCCGGGACGGUGGGGCUUCCAAAAGGGGUGAUGCUAACUCACAAAAGCAUGAUCACCAGUGUCGCUCAGCAGGUCGAUGGCGAAAACCCUAAUCUGUAUUUCCACCUGGACGAUGUGAUUUUAUGCGUGUUACCCAUGUUUCACAUAUAUUCCCUGAGCUCAGUUGUGCUUUGUGGCCUUAGAGUUGGGGCUGCAAUUCUGAUUAUGCAGAAGUUUGAGAUAAACACACUCAUGGAACUUGUUCAGAAACAUAAGGUGACUAUUGCACCAUUUGUUCCUCCAAUUCUCUUGGCUAUCGCAAAGAGCCCGGUCGCUCACCAGUAUGAUCUUUCGUCGAUUCGGACUGUGAUCUCCGGUGCCGCUCCGAUGGGGAAGGAGCUUGAAGACAGCCUUGGGUCAAAGCUGCCCAAUGCCGUAAUUGGACAGGGGUAUGGGAUGACUGAAGCUGGACCUGUACUAUCGAUGUGCUUAGCAUUUGCAAAGGAACCAUUUGAGAUAAAAUCAGGGGCUUGUGGGACUGUGGUUAGAAAUGCAGAGAUGAAGAUCAUCAACCCUGAGACUGGUGCUUCUCUUCCUCCAAAUCAAGCAGGAGAGAUUUGCAUAAGAGGUGACCAAAUCAUGAAAGGUUAUCUUAAUGAUAUUGAGGCCACUAAAGAAGCCAUAGACGAAGAAAAAUGGCUACACACAGGUGAUAUCGGAUACAUAGAUGAUAAUGAUGAGCUCUUCAUUGUCGAUCGAUUGAAGGAGAUAAUUAAAAAUAGAGGAUUUCAAGUGGCUCCAGCUGAACUUGAAGCAAUCUUGAUUGCUCAUCCUAAUAUUGUUGAUGCUGCGGUUGUACCGAUGAAAGAUGAAGCUGCGGGAGAGGUUCCAAUUGCAUUCAUUGUGAGAUCAAAUGGUUUUGAAAUCACCGAGGAUGAAAUAAAGGAAUACAUCGCAAAACAAGUUGUAUAUUAUAAGAGAAUUAAAAGGGUUUUCUUCAUUGAGACAAUUCCUAAGGCUCCAUCUGGUAAAAUCCUCAGAAAAGACCUCAAAGCAAAGCUGGCCGCUGGCUUUUCCAAUUAAUCCUCAUUUAUCAAUUUAUUUCACUUUCUUAUAUGAACAUUUCUGGGUAGUAAAAAUUGUAAUCAUAAGCUUCAUUGCUUUGAAUUAUCAAUAAAAAGAAUAUGCUAGACUCGCAAGACAUUAUUAUUAUUAUUAUUUAGUCAUAAAAUAUAAAUGUUUGCAGCAUUUUUGGGCCAGGCCUUUUUGUAAAGCUUGGACCGAGCCAGUUGAUGAAACUGGGUUGUUCCCCAAACAAGGCUGCCCAAAAGGCCUGAUAGGAGAAUUGGGCCAGGUUAAUUUCCAGCCAAUGAAAAAAGUGGAAUAAGGUACUACACAACAGGAGGCUGAUUUAGACCCAAUGGGUCCUUUGUGCCCUCAUUGUUUGUACCUAAUUUUUGGUAGCACCGAUGGAUGAUCCUGGAUACCUGCACAAAAGGAAUUUUCCGUUGUGUUCCCAAAAAUCCCUUCCGUUGAGGAAGUUAGGCAGGUCUCUAUGUGAAGGAGAAGAUGUGGAUCAUAAUGCAUACGCGAUUCACUAUGGGAGUGGCCUUUUUAUGGUCUCUGCUUUGGUUGUCUGUUGUCCUGCUUGGGCGAUUGGUGGUUUACCAAGUGCACCUGCAUAACUGCCAUUGCGGUUUUCGGUUGAGGGGGUGGUCAACAGCACCUUAAGGAGGUCAUGGCUGUUUCUAAGUGCCGGCCAUAGCCAUGCUCUAGUCCCCACAACUGCCCCCUUUUUCCAUACAUGCUCGAUGGAGCUUAGCGAACACCCUGGAGAGCUGGGCAGGAAAAGAAACAUUUUGUGCAGUUCCAUUGUACAUCAAGAAAAGUCCUCAUGACAUGUUCCAUUUCUCAUUUUAUAAUGGGAAUUUUUACUCUGGGUAUUCUCAAUAUAAUAUAGUUGCUUUCCAGAUUCCAAGUCAA
Vitis vinifera (wine grape) is the source of this 2561-nucleotide messenger RNA. Its product is annotated as 4-coumarate--CoA ligase 2. The record is from RefSeq and is a predicted model, not a curated record. Gene Ontology annotation, molecular function: CoA-ligase activity. The transcript has 5 exons. The coding region runs from base 42 to 1661 and encodes 539 amino acids. NCBI's taxonomy places the organism in Eukaryota, Viridiplantae, Streptophyta, Magnoliopsida, Vitales, Vitaceae.